AUGCCAUCGAGCACAGAAACCCCAGGCUCGGCGAAAGAUACAGCACCAGCUAUCCCAAACUUACGAGACCGUCUCCCCAAGAUUGAACCUCGAAGACGACAAGCCCCUCCCUCGAACCCUCUACCCGUCCCUGAAACUCCAGAUUUACCUUCACCUCCAGAUCCAGCGACGAUAAGUUUUCAGAAACCAUCAAGACGAAUCCUAUCGCCUCAGGAUCACGAGCUCUUCCUAUCCUCCCCUGCAUACAAGCUUCUUCUCGCCUUCAUUUUUGGUCUCACAGACUCUGUCGUUGACACUCCUGCAUCUGCGGUUCGAGACGGUGAAGUUAGCCCUUCCGUAACGAAAUUACUCGCCAUUAUAGACAAGGUUGAAGACGUAGUCAAUCGAAGCCCACCAGAGGAUCAAGGAGACUCGAGAUUUGGCAACAAGGGUUUCCGGGAUUUCCUUGACCUGGCAGAUAAGGAGCACGCAGAGUGGCAUAGAGAGCUUGGCUUGUCGUCUGACGAGGCGAUAUCAGAAGUGUCUACGUACUUUCUUCAGGCCUUUGGAAACCGUACACGAAUCGAUUAUGGCUCUGGCCAUGAGCUGAAUUUUAUGCUAUGGCUCUUGUGUCUUUACCAACUUCGCAUUGUCGACCGUUCGGAUUUUUGCGCCCUCGUCCUUAAGGUAUUUACUCGCUACCUCACUCUUAUGAGAAUUAUACAGUCGACAUAUUAUCUGGAGCCCGCAGGCUCACAUGGAGUAUGGGGUCUGGAUGAUUAUCAAUUUCUUCCAUUUCUAUUUGGUUCCUCUCAGCUUUUACACCACCCAUUCAUUCGUCCCCUCUCAAUACACCAAAGUCUUACGCUGGAAGAAUAUGGAAAAGAUUACCUGUAUCUGGGCCAGGUAAACUUCGUCAAUAGCGUCAAGAACGUCGAAGGAUUGAGAUGGCAUAGUCCAAUGCUGGAUGACAUAUCGUCUGCCAAGUCAUGGACGAAAGUCGAAGCAGGCAUGAGACGUAUGUUCGUCACCGAGGUCCUCAAAAAGCUUCCAGUCAUGCAGCAUUUUCUUUUUGGGUCUCUCAUUCCAGCUGUUGAUGGCAUGAACAAGGAGGAAGAGCUCGGAGUGCCAAGCGAGGACGAAGAGACAGAAGGUGGGGAAGUAGUUGUCAUGAAGGACGGCAUGAAGCAUGUUCAUCAAAUGAACAGUUGGGGUGACUGCUGUGGUAUCAAGGUUCCAAGUAGCGUAGCUGCUGCCCAAGAAAUGAAGAAGAGAAUGGGCGGUGGUGGAAAUGGCUUGCGACGAAUCCCAUUUGAUUAA
Messenger RNA from Hymenoscyphus albidus, 1299 nucleotides. The record is from the annotation of a GenBank genome assembly. NCBI's taxonomy places the organism in Eukaryota, Fungi, Ascomycota, Leotiomycetes, Helotiales, Helotiaceae.